AUCAGAUGGGUGCAGAUUCGCAAUUUUUUUUCAAAAUUUCUGUUUAAACCAAAUUUUUGUAAAACUGUUUUAAUUUACAAGGCCCUUUUUAUUUAUUUUUAUUACCGCAAUAUCCAAAUUAUAAGUAUUUAUCAUGAGGGAGUGCAUCUCGGUGCACGUGGGGCAAGCAGGCGUGCAGAUGGGCGUGGCGUGCUGGCAGCUGUACUGCCUGGAGCACGGCAUCAGGCCCGACGGCACGCUGCCCGCUCUCGACACUGACCCCACAUCGUCGGACUCCUGCUUCAACACGUUCUUCUCUGAAGCGGAUAGAGGGAAGAUGGUACCCAGGGUCGUCAUGAUCGACCUAGAGCCUACAGUUAUCGAUGAAGUCCGCUCUGGCGACUACCGGCAGCUCUACCACCCGGAGCAGCUGAUCACGGGCAAGGAGGACGCAGCCAACAACUACGCGCGAGGACACUACUCCACCGGGAAGGAAGUGCUGGGGCCGGUCAUGGAAAGGGUCAGGAAGUUGGCUGACCAGUGUACUGGACUACAAGGAUUCUUCGUGUUUCACUCGUUCGGCGGCGGCACCGGUUCUGGCUUCACGUCGCUGCUGAUGGAGAAACUGUCGGACGAGUUUGGCAAGAAGAGCAAAUUGGAGUUUGCCAUCUAUCCUGCGCCGCAAGUCUCCACAGCAGUAGUGGAGCCGUACAACGCGGUGCUGACCACGCACGCCACCAUCGGCCACUCGGACUGCGCCUUCAUGGUGGACAACGAGGCCAUCUACGACAUCUGCCGGCGGCGCCUGUCCAUCGAGCGGCCCUCGUACGCCAACCUGAACAGGCUCAUAUCACAAGUGGUGUCGUCGAUCACGGCGUCGCUGCGGUUCGAUGGCGCGCUGAACGUGGACCUGACGGAGUUCCAGACCAACCUCGUGCCCUACCCGCGGAUACACUUCCCGCUGGCGGCCUACGCGCCCGUCGUCUCGGCUGACAAGGCGUACCACGAGGGCAUGUCUGUGUCUGAGAUCACGGCGGAGUUGUUCGAGCCUCAGAACCAGAUGGUGAAGUGCGACCCGCGCGACGGCAAGUACAUGGCGUGCUGCCUGCUGUACCGCGGCGACGUCGUGCCCAAGGACGUCAACGCUGCCAUCGCCGCUAUGAAGGGACGCUCUGGCAUCCGCUUCGUGGACUGGUGUCCUACGGGAUUCAAGGUGGGCAUCAACUACCAGCCGCCGUCGGUGGUGGCGGGCGGCGACCUGGCGCAGGUGAAGCGCGCCGCCUCCAUGCUCAGCAACACCACCGCCAUCGCCGAGGCGUGGGGCAAGCUCGACCACAAGUUCGACCUCAUGUACUCCAAGCGGGCCUUUGUGCACUGGUAUGUGGGCGAGGGGAUGGAAGAAGGCGAGUUUACAGAGGCGCGGGAAGACCUUGCAGCCCUGGAGAGAGACUACGACGAAGUGGCCAUAGAGACGUCGGAGAUGCCCCAGGGCUGCGACGAUGAGCUGUGAUGUGCUUUCACAACUACCCGCCGUUUGAGAGACAUCGCAUCAUGUGCUUACAUUGUCAUUUCAUCAUCGCUCUCUUUUGUAGGUAUCUUUCGUCGCUAGUCUUUCGUCGCUGUCUUUCGUCGAUAGUAUUUCGUCGAUAGUCUUUCGUCGCUAGUCUUUAGAAAUUUUCGACGAUAUUGUUUUGGAACUUGUUUCAUAUUCGUCAUCACUAAUCCAGUGUACAAGACUGGUAACGAUUACUAUACAACCUCGGUGGCCUGCGCAAAACUUUUGGCAAAGCAAUGGCAAAUAAUCAGAUAAAAGACCUGAUACAGUAUAUAUACCAAUGUUAUGCUAAUUAUUAAAUAACUUAACUAGUUCGAAAAAUGGCACAAGGUAAACAUACAUAAGAAGUAAACAACUUGUACUACUUCCUAUUAGAUUGAUUUCAAAAAACAGUUAUUUGUUUUCGAAGACUAAAAUUAAGUUUUGUAUGAAUUUAAGGAAACCCUCAAAACCAAUUCACCUCGGUUUUCAAAAAAUAAUUUCAUACAAUGUCAAUGUGUAUUUGUGUUCCCUUGACUUCAUUUGUGUUAACUCAAUGUUAACCUACAAUUUUUUAUUACUACUGAUACAAAAUAAUACGUACUUAAAUAAAUAUCCGUUUAUAUCACGUAUUUUUAUGCAAUUCACCGAUGUUAAUUUAUGAUUACCUGAUAUCAGCAAAAUCAGAACUGGCCGGCCUUUGGGUAAAGGUAAAAUGUUAUCUUCGCCCUUUAUCUAAAUAACCGCAGUAGAAACAUAUUUAAAGUCAGCAGAUUCUAUACAUGUAAUCCUAAUGUCAUAGUAAAGUUUAAUACUUUUGAGCUAGAAGAGACUUCAUCCACCAAGCCUCAAUUACUACGGUGGUAGUAACUUGCCAUUAGCGUUGUGUGCAGUCCAUUGAAGGUUUAUGCCAGGAGUGUCUAGCAGUAGUCGUUGCCAGACUCGCAAUGGUGUUUGAGCGGCUGUGGAGCGUCGCGGCCGAAGUGGACGCACCAAAACCGCGGCCGCAUGUUUAUAAUGUUAAUUAUUGCAGAUUUGCGAAAAUUGUUAAAGGUUCGAAAAUGUCCGCAGAGGUCGGACGAUGCUCGACUUGCCAACUUUAGGUCCCAACACUUAGGGUGCGCUUAAAAUAAGUGAAGAUACCUCAUACAUCAUCAUUACUAUGGUAGGUACCUUGUCCAGUUAUAGGGUUAUUAUGUAAUUCGGUGUAACAUUCAAACAAUCACUCACUACAUCGUUUUUCAUCGUACCUAUUUUGGGUUUUGCAAUCAUCUAGCAUUGUGUUGAAAUGACAUAAUUAUCGUCUUUUGACUUAAAGUAAAAUUAGUAUAGUCGUGGUAAUAGCCGAUAGUAAUAUUAUUUUAAUGAAAAACUAGUAGGUAUUUUCGUAAUUCUAUUGAAGUAAUCAUGUUAGAUGAUCGUAGAAACUAAAAAUCAUUUGUAACAAACGAUUUGAUGUGAAAUGGUCCAGUUAAGGUUAUUUCGUUGAAAUAACUAUUUUAUAUGAUCACUAAAACGAAAAACGAUGCAGUGACUCAUUAAUUGAAUGGUACACCGAAAUACAUAAUAGACCCGUGACACUUUUUUGUCGUCAGUACCAAGAUGUGCCAAUGCUAUCUUGGGUUCCCAAAGUCCAUCGGUUCUCUAUUUAACCCAAUGUGAUGGUGUUGAAUUGUUAUCUUUCAAUUAUUUUAUUCUAUUAAAACGUAUUUGUAUCGCGCGAAACUCCCACAGCUCCUAUUGACGAAUACUCUACACCACUGUUAUUAUUCAAACAGUAGGUUUCCAGUAGAUAACAAAACGUAAGCUUAUAAAACGAAUUAUAUUUUUAGUAAUUUUUUAGUCUUGAUGUAUGUUCAACAUAACUUUCUUCUCUCGUAUCUCGUAUGAGAUACAAGAUUGAUUGAAAGUAUUCGAAUUCUUUGCUGCAUUCUUUCUUUUUCGCAUAUACAAACAAAUCAUAAAGUUCAUGUAUCGAUAGUUCGUUCGCACGAUUACGUUUUAUUAUUAAUAGAACAAAACCACCGGGAAGUGUCUCCCUCCCUCUAUUGUAUACAUUUUGUAGCAUUUUUGCGGUGUAUAGCGUACGGCGGUAAUAUUGUAAGUGUAAUUGUUUUGUCCGCGUCAAUAAAAAAGUUAUUCGUCUUAAACAGUGUUUAAUCGUCUUGUUUAAUAAACAUUUACAGAUUUUUCAAGUUGUUUUAUUACAGCAUGUUGAGUAUCACAUGAUUAGGGCACUAAGUAUAGGUAUAAAAACUGUUUUAUCUUCGGGAUUCUUCUCCGGAGUUGACAAGUUGGUUUAUUUCCCG
This is a messenger RNA of Bicyclus anynana (squinting bush brown), 3822 nucleotides long. RefSeq names its product tubulin alpha chain (gene Tua3). Bases 134 to 1489 code for a protein of 451 amino acids. The transcript is spliced from 9 exons. Lineage: Eukaryota; Metazoa; Arthropoda; Insecta; Lepidoptera; Nymphalidae. Gene Ontology annotation, cellular component: cytoplasm; microtubule. The record is from RefSeq and is a predicted model, not a curated record. Gene Ontology annotation, molecular function: structural constituent of cytoskeleton; GTP binding. Gene Ontology annotation, biological process: microtubule cytoskeleton organization; mitotic cell cycle.